Mya arenaria is the source of this 5108-nucleotide messenger RNA. RefSeq names its product condensin complex subunit 1-like. The transcript is spliced from 31 exons. Gene Ontology annotation, cellular component: condensed chromosome, centromeric region; nucleus. The record is from RefSeq and is a predicted model, not a curated record. NCBI's taxonomy places the organism in Eukaryota, Metazoa, Mollusca, Bivalvia, Myida, Myidae. Gene Ontology annotation, biological process: mitotic cell cycle; mitotic chromosome condensation; meiotic chromosome condensation. Gene Ontology annotation, molecular function: histone binding. The coding region runs from base 81 to 4487 and encodes 1468 amino acids.
GUUAGCGCUCUUUUUCGAAAAUACGGAAGUGCAAAAUCAAAACAAAGUCUCGUUUCACAAUCUGUUGCUCAUGAAUCAGCAUGGAAUUUGAGUUUCCAAUUCCAGUUUCUCGUGAUGACUUGUUGAACAAAACUGGCAUAAACCAGUAUGUUGUAGACGAGGUUCUUUCACCAAGAGAAAUAGCUGGAGCUGUUCAAGAUGUUCGGACCUCAUUUAGAUCGAAAGGAGCUGAUUGCCUUCUGGAAUUCUUUGAUGGCUUCUUCAGCAUUUUGUGCUUACAAAAGGAUCUCGAUGUUGAAAUCAAAGAAGAUGCUUGGACUCACUUGUGUAAAAUUGCCGCGAGUUUGUCCACGAAACUGCCAGGGGUGCUUGAGGGGGAGAUGGAUCCUGGCACACGUAGACUGAACCUUAACCUGGUCAAGAUGACCUGCUACCUCAUGUGUCAGUACAUGGAGAUGUUUGAGUCAGAUGAAACCAAGCCCAGCACUCAACAGGUUAUUAACAAGAAUCGUAAGAAGAAGAAAUCAUCGACAAUGACAAUGGACUGGCAGCGAGAACGGGAGACUGGCCUAAAGUCAUUACUGAACCUCGUACAACUGAGCAUACACCGGCUCUGGGAUCCGCCAGUGGUUGAAGAGGAGUUCGUCAGUCUGGUGACAAACUGUUGCUACAAGAUGCUGGAAAACCCUGAGAUGACCCAUGCUGUGAACAAGGACACGAGGGACGCCAUCUGUCACAUUAUAGGAGUGAUGGUGAAGCGAUACAACCAUGGGCUAGGUGCCAGUCUGAAGAUUAUCCAGCUGCUACAACACUUUGAGCACCUUGUCAGCCCGCUAGCCACUGCAGUUAGUGUCUGUGUCCAAGACUACUCAUACAAGAGCAUUGUUGCUGAGCUUAUCAGAGAGAUAGGUCGAAUGGAUGGGUCCGACUUGGCCCGGGACUCAUCUGGUACACGAGCAUACUCUGUGUUUCUUGUUGAGAUGACCGAGAAAUGUCCGGCUGCUGUCCUGCCCAACAUCUCCCUUCUCUUAGGUCACCUAGAUGGAGAGUCGUACAUGAUGAGGAACGGAGUGCUGGCGGCUAUGGGGGAGAUACUGAUGAGGACGCUGAGUAAGGAAGGUCUGGAUGAUAAGAUGAAGGACACACGAGACCAGUUCUUGGAACACCUCGAGGACCAUCUCCAUGAUGUGCAUGCGUAUGUGCGCAGCAAGGUCCUGCAGAUCUGGUUCCAGAUCGUGGAGCAGAAAUGUCUGCCCCUUCCCCACCAAGAGAACCUCUUGAAACUGGUGAUUGGGAGACUGGAGGACAAAUCUUCCCAGGUCCGCAAAUAUGCCAUACAGCUCAUCACAACCCUGCUCAAGAAUAAUCCCUUUGCUGCCAAGCUCUCCCCUGAAGAACUCGAGAUCAGCUACCAGAAAGAGGUGGAAAAGCUGCAUGAGAUGGCCCCUGAUGAUGAGGAGGAAGAUAGACACGAUGCUUUCAAAGCGGAGGCUGAGGCAGAGUGGCUGGCUCUUGAGACAGAGUUGCGGCCCCUGAUUGAAGAGCAAGAGGAGGAGGAGGAGAACAGAGGCAGUCCUGUGAGUCUUGUGUCUGAACAGGAUACAGAGGACAGCAUCACGGAGAAGAUUUACAAGCUGCUUACAGACAAAGCACUGAAAGAUGCAGUACCACUUAUAGCUGCUGCAAGGGAGUCAUUUCCCCAAAUUGGACAGGAAAAACCCACAGAAGAAAGUGAAAAUGUUGCAGAAAAGACAAGAGAUGAUGAUGAUGAUGAUGAUGAAAUGGAGGAAGACGAGGAAAGUGGGAAGAAAGAUUCACCUGAAACAAGUGUGGACCUGCUGACUUGUCUCAAAAACAUCUUCGUGGAGAAGAAGCAUGCAAGCCAUGCUCUGUCUGCAGCAGAGGGCUUGGAGAGUCAGAAAGAUCCUAUAGUCGCCCAGGAGGUGGCAAAACAACAGGUCCUGGUACUCUACCUAAAGGAGUCGCUAGCAUUUGCCACUCAGCUACAGAAUGCUGUUCCAGUAAUCACCCUUCUGCUGGGCUCCAAGAACAUAACAGACGUCCUAGAAGCCAUCGAGUUCUUUGUGACCGGGUUUGAGUUUGGUCUUACCGUCACGAUGAUUGGUAUACGUCGGAUGUUACCACUGAUCUGGUCGAAGGAGUCAAAUGUGAAGGAAGCAGUGGUCGCAGCAUACAAGAGGCUGUAUUUAAAUCCUCAAGGAGCCAAUGCAAGGUUGAAUGCUCAAGCUAUUGUGAAGAACCUCUCAGCACUGACAAUGGGGGCCACACUGUGUGACGUCACUUCUCUAGAGGGGCUCAUUGUUCAGCUGGUGAAGUCAGGAGAACUAGGCCAGGGCGUUAUUCAGAUGUUAUGGGAGAGAUUUACCAUGAAAAUACCUGGAACCACGCCCGAUGAGAGCCGAGCCGCAGUCCAGCUGAUCUCUAUGGCAGCCGGUGCUGACAUUGCCGUUGUGAAGACCAACAUAGGUGUUCUUGUGAAGGAAGGCCUCGGACCUAGAGCUGACACCGACCUGCUCCUGGCUAGGGACUCUUGCCUGGCUCUGCUGAAACUGUGUACACCCAAAACUAUGAAAGGUGAUGUGGGUAGUGAGCCGUACCGACUGCCGGAAACUCAUGAGAUGUUCACGAGCUUGUCCAGAAUCCUCGUAAAGUCAGCUCCAGAUCUGGAGAAUCGCUACUGGAUACCGCUCAUGGAACAGGCUGUGAAUGUGAUCUACAAGUUGGCAGAGUGCCCGGACCAGAUCUGUGGAGAUCUCAUUAAGAAGCUGUGUACAGAGGGGAGUGUUCAGACUGAGGCUGUGUUGGAAAAGGAUGGGGGCACUGAAGAUAACAUGGAGGAGGGAAAUCCCCUUGACACCCUUGAAAAAGACCAAGAAGAGUCGAGCGCAUCAUUUGCCUCAGGUGUGUUAUCCCGUCUUUUGUCGCUGGUGGGGCACGUGGCUCUUCGUCAGCUUGUGCACCUUGAUCUGGCCGUGUUUGGCGAAAUGAAGAGACGUCGGGCUAUUCAAGAGCAGAAAGAGUGGAUCCAGACACCGGCCAGCAAACGACCAAAGGACUCGACCAACCAGGAGACUAUAGAGGAAGAGAUGGGUCUGGCUGGGGCGGCUGCCGAGGACGCAGAAUCCGAGUACAUCCGCAAGAUCUGUGAGACAGAGGUGGUCACUGGAAACACUCUGUUGUCUGCAUUCGGCCCACUCCUGGCAGCAAUUUGCUCCAAUCAGCAGAAAUACCCGGACCCUGAACUCCAAACAGCCGCUACCUUGGCACUCGCAAAGUUCAUGAUGGUCAGUUCGGAGUUUUGUGACGGGCACCUGCAGCUGUUGUUUACCAUGCUGGAGAAAUCAACAAGUCCUAUUAUCCGGGCGAACACCAUUGUUGCCAUGGGAGAUUUGUGUUUCAGAUUCCCCAAUCUGAUUGAACCAUGGACUCCACAUCUCUAUGCAAGACUGCGUGAUGAGUCGUCGGAAGUACGCAAGAACACGAUGCAGGUAUUGACACAUCUCAUCUUGAACGACAUGAUCAAGGUUAAAGGUCAGAUCAGUGAGAUGGCCAUCUGUAUCGUCGAUGGUAAUGAGAGGAUUGCCAGCCUGGCCAAGCUGUUCUUCAAUGAACUGGCAAAGAAGGGAAAUGCAGUCUACAAUAUUAUGCCAGACAUGAUCAGCAGACUCUCUGAUCCUGAUGUGGGCAUUGAUGAGGAAAACUUCAGGACAAUUAUGAAGUACCUGUUUGCGUUCAUCCAGAAGGACCGGCACUGUGAGAGCCUCGUGGAGAAACUCUGUCAUAGAUUCAGGGCAACAAGGGUUGACCGUCAGUGGCGAGACCUGUCAUUCUGUCUCUCCAUGCUGUCGUUCAGUGAGAAAUCUAUAGCUAAGCUGCAUGAGAACUUCCUGUGCUUCGCUGACAAACUCGCAGAUGAGGAAGUCUACAGCUGUUUCAGUACAAUUGUCACAAAGUCUCGAAGUUUUGCCAAGCAGGAGGCUAAAACCCUGAUUGAUGAGCUGGAAGGACGGAUUGAGUCAUGUCACAAGAAGGGCCUCAAUGAGGAUGAGUUGAUGGAGUGUGCAGGGGCCUCACCUAUAGCCAAAAAGGUGAAGACACCGCGAAGGCCGACCAAGACACCUGCCAAGGGGAAAGCCAAGAAGGGUGGAAGAAGGCGUGUUGACAGUUCUGACGAAGAGCUGGAUGCAGAAAACCUUACACCUGUACCUCGCACCCAGAAAACACGAGGGGCAAAGAAAAAAACAGCCAGACCAACAUUCAGCGACAGUGAUGAUUCUGAUAUCGAGCUGUUUGAAGUUGAUAAAUCAUCGAAAAAAAAGAAAGGUGUGAAACAGAAAGAGAACUUUGUCGAUGAAGAUUCGGAUUCCGAUCCCCCUUCACCCCCUAAACAGCCGUCCAAGGGCCGUAACAAGCGCCGUCUGACGUCACUUCAUUCCCCACUGAGUCUCAGUAACACACCAGUAUAGACGUGUUACUGUUGUGUGUUGUUCAGAUUGAGGACGAUGAUCAAUUAUAUUUGCACUAGGGCUUAUGGAAAUACUGUACAUGGUUCCUGGUUGUAGUUGCACUUGCAGUACCUUGAGUCUAGCAACAGGCUCAUUGUUAUAUAGUUUUCCAUGAUAGAUAUCUUUCUUUAACCUUAUGAUUUUUUUUUGAAACAAUGUAAGUAAGUUAACCAAACAUUCAGAAUGUGUUUUACAUUUUCCAUGUAUAUUUUUUAUUUCAUUAAAAAAAUAGCUCAAAAGCGUGUUGGUAGUAAGGCACCAGUUUCCAUGAUUAAUAUGUGUAUAUGUAAUAUAUAUUUAAUGUGUUUUUAUUUUUUCACUGUGUAAUGUUGGAUCUUGUCUUUAUUUCUUUAAUUUUUCAGCAGCAAACAGAUACACAAUUGAAAGUUACUUUCUCAGGAAUAUUGAUGGUUACCUAAACUAUAUUAAUAUUGCUGCUUUAAUUGUGAAGAAAAUGCGAAAAGAUGUCAAACAUUAUGUACAUGUAUGUGUAUAAUUUACUUUAAAAAAAGCUACCAGAAUGUAUUUCCUUGAAAAUAAUACUUGUGUCAUUGACAGUAAAAUAAAAUAUUUGUAACCAUU